AAAAACCAACCCCGCGAGAGUGAAACAACAGAGCCUCCAAAGAGAGCAAGUGAAUUUAAGUCACCUGUACCGCUGUGGUGAGAGAGCGAGAGAGAGAGCCAAAGAGCGGCGGGUAGACGGACACGGAAGGUGCGCACACUUGCACCGGGCGGCAUGGCACAUGGUUGGGCCUUCAAGAAAGCGCGACUGUUUAGUUGUUCGCCUGUUGUCAAGGAUACCGGGUCGGGUUAGUCGAACGAACACGAAUCACCAACCAACCAUCGUUGCGGACGGUUGCCCCAGCAACGGAAAACUGCAAACAGAUACUUGCCUCGGUGUUGUGUUGUGGCCCAUGUUAUCUACCGCGAACCCCCGUUUUGACCCACGAAAAAUCCAAUUCUACAGUGUGUGUGUGUGACUUCUCAGUGUAUUUGUGACCAUACUCCAGUUGAUCCUUCGAGCAUAUGUGGGGUUGCUAGCUGAAAAGUGUGUGUGUGUGUAUGUUGCUGUAUGUGUUCCGCUCCUGGUGGGUGACUUAAACCCCUGGCAUUAGGUUAUGUAGUGUUGUCCCUGUUGGUUUCGUUCCCAUCAUUCUUCCCACCUUAUCACGCACGCAAGGUCUCGCCCCCCAAAUUGUGCGGGAAGGACCUUCGUCUCUAGGCAGUGUGCGAAGGGCGAGCGGAUCAUUCGAAGUGCGCUGGCAAGUGUUAAGAUUUAGUAGGCAUUUGGAUUUAACAGUAACCGGGCGUGAGGAGUGUGCUACGACCGGGGAACGAGUGACCAGCGUGAGGGUUCUAGGUGCCCAAGACCCUGCGACUGGGUUUGAUCCGCAGUCAAGCAAUCAGUCGGUGACCGAAGGUCUACCAGAACCUACACGGACCAGUGCGUGUGCAGACCCGGUACGGCAAGGGUCACAGAACUGUGCUUCACCAUACAAGCACCAAAAAAGAGACCACCAUAAGACUGUGAAGUGUGAUGCAGUCUGCACAAAAUCGGCAAGCAGCGGUAUUCGGAAGCAAAUUCUGGCGAAAUCAAAAGAAAACGAAAAGCGUGUGAAUAAGAACGAGAUCUUCCAGUUUCCUAUCCUAUCGUAUCACGCAGUGAAGUACAAGUUAAAACGAGUAAAACGGGACUAGUAACGCUAGUUCACAGUGCACAGUGGCAGUACAGCAACAGUUCUAACAGUUUCGCGAAUAACUUCCAAAUAACCCGUAAGCGCAACAAAACGACCGGCAACUGAUCCGGUGUCUACCGUUAAGCGAACGUCACGGUGAUGUGAUUAACUGUGAGGACGGUGUGCGAGCAACUGUGCAGCGCCAAACGAAACGUACCAUGGCACCCCAAAACUCGACCCUGAUUCACAACGAUUCGACCGGGUCCGCUACCGUGCCGAACUCGGCCGAGGAGCUGAGCAGCUUCAGCCCGAUCCUGCCGCCAAGGAAUCAUCACCAUCAUCACCACCACCAUCACCAUCAUCACCACCGGUCCCACCAGCGGCACAGCCAACCCCCAUCAACCCGGGACGCUACCAGCACCCUUGACGGAAGGACGACGGGCGAUGAGACCACCAACAGCACCACGAACUUGGAGGAAGUUGCCGUAGCCACAACCACCACCAACCAUCAACGCCAAUCGACAUCGUCCGGUAACGUUGCAUCCACGUCCCGGGGUGGCAGUUUCCGCGGGACGGACCGGGAGUUGCAAUCGCUGCCGGCCGGUGGUGGUUGGUCGUCGGGUUGCGGUGAGACGAUACCGGAACCGGCACCGAAAACGUGUGGCACCGGCCGGGGUACUGUGAAGCGUGAGCUGCUAAAAUCAAUCCCAUACCAUAGCCACACGCACGAGCCCAAACCGUACGCCGAAAGUCUCGAAACGGACAGCAACGGAACGGACGAUACGGACGAUGCAUACGACGGGACGCCCGAACCGCCGGCAGCGGAACCACCAACCGGACCGUCCACCGAACCGGAUCCCACCGCCGCCGCCGACAUUGAAAUACCGAUCUGGAUCCGGGGCGAGGCACGGUUCGUAUCCGGCAUCAACGGUACGACCACGUGCAGCAACAUUAUCCGGGCGCUGAUCGACGACGAAAUCCAGAACGGAAACUAUGGCCCAGAAGAUGUCGCAGUGUCGCGUGACGUGAGCGAUUACGUGAUAAUAGAACGAUGGCGUGAGGUCGAACAGGUCCUGACUGGCGACACACGCAUCCUUUCCAUCUGGAAUGCGUGGGGCGACGCCAAGAACGAGGUGCAGUUUCGCUUGAAAAUAAAUAAAACGAACCUGGAAAAGGGCGCCGGCGUCAAGGAAAAUAAAUCGAAAAAGCAGAAGGAAAAGAUCGGACUCAUCAAUCGCAUGAUGCGCAAGGUGCUGAAGCAAGGCGAAGCCAUCCAGAAUCAUCUUUCGCAGAUCAGUCAAAAGUCCACGGAGAAGCGGCAGCAGGAAAAGUUUCGCAAGUACGUGCGCAAAAACUGUGGCAAACAUCUGAUCAUGGAGAACUUUCUGCACGACGCAGCCACCAACAAUCUGUCCGACGUUUCGGUCGACGGUGAACCACUGGUAGCGGUCGGGCACGAUCGUGAUGCGAAGGAUGCCAAAGUGCGGCGCAGUACAUUCCCGGGCAAGCUGCUGUUUAGCGCUCGCAAAACCACGUCCGCCGGCACUAAGCGUCCCGAGGAUAGGGUGGGCCGUGUCGUGAGGAACGUGCUGUUCGAAUCAUCCGAUCAGUUGGCUGAUGGGGCGAAAGCGAACGAGGACGAACUGUUGCUGGUGAUUGACCACACGUCGGACAGUGAUAGUGGGAUCUUCACCAACAAUCAUGCCCACAGCCGGCAGCCAGACUCACUGCCGAAACGGCCCAACUUUGGAUCGAUGGUAGAGAUCGACCGGUACACCAAGGAUGGCGAUGAGCUGGACGAGUUCGGCCCGAAUGACGAUCCCGCUGCCAAACGGCAGCAGAAGUAUCACCGGUCCAAGCGUCGUUACGAUUCCCUGCGCUGUCAUCAUCAGAACAGAAGGCGCGAGCUUCUCGAGUACGCCCUGUCGGAGGACGAUGGUGUGGCGUCCUCUAGCGGUGGCAGGCGAUCGGCCGAUCGUGACCAGGAGCUGGUGGAGCUGGUACGCGACAACGAUGACGACGACGACGACCAGCAAGCGAACGAUAAUGCGUCGGAGCGUGAGGAAGACUUUACCCCACCGGUCGAUGACUUCGAGUCGGAUCUGGAGCAGUGCGAGCUGGGCCGGGGCACCUUCAACCGUACCUCGUUCCGGUUCGACCUAAUAAGGCAAGAGAUCGCGACCAAGAUGGCGGAGAUGCAGCAGCUGCUCGAGCAGGAGGAAGAGUUGCUGCGCCGUCUCAAGCUGAAGAGUGCCAAAUUUCACGCAGAAAAUCAAAUCUACCGUUCUCACAUCGGGCUCGACUUUCACGUCGAGCGGCUGCAGCAGUCGAUCGAUCGGUGCGCGAAGGAGAUUAUCGAGAUCGAGCAGCAGCUGCUGGAAACCAAGAUGGAGAUCGAGGAAAAGUCACCGCUGAUCGAUAACUUACGAUCGUUGCUCGAAGCGCAGGAAGCUGGCCUAUCGGCCUACCGGCGGCCGGCAAAAGCAUCAAACGAACGACCACCGCAAGAACAGCGGUACGGUAUGACGACCACCUACAUGCGGCCCGGUUCGGCCAAUGAACCGGAAGCGCUUAAUGCGGACACGAGCUUUACCGUUGCCCCGCCAGCGGCAGCAUCACGCACCAGCCUCCAGGCGUCGGGCCGGCAGCGCAAAUCGUCCAACCCGACCGUACAAGCGAACGAGUCGGUCGAGUUUGUGGACAAUAUUUACGAAUUUUGUGAUAAUAAUCAAAGUUUUGUCGUUUGAAACCACCGGGAACCCCAAAAACGGUCGAAACAUGCGCCAACUGUUUACCUAGGUUUAGCACACGUAGUACGUAGUAGGUUAGGAGUUGGACUAGGAAGUUCGCCCGUUUGUUAAUGUUCCCACCCGCCGGGGCAAGCCAGGAAGGCUGCGAGAUGUUAGGGAAACGCUUCAACAAGGAACACGCUUAGGUGUACACGUGACCCUUAUUUAAACAACAACGAAUGUUACAGUUAUAUUUUUAUCUGUUAUAUACGAAUGCCCGUAACCUGAUUCCGUCCCUCGAGAGAUAAAAGCGGUACGUUAUAUUUAAAUAAAUAUUUACCCGUGCGACAGUAACCCGAACUAGGUGCUGGGAUAUCUAA
This is a messenger RNA of Anopheles stephensi (Asian malaria mosquito), 4202 nucleotides long. RefSeq lists its product as uncharacterized. The record is from RefSeq and is a predicted model, not a curated record. The transcript has 7 exons. The coding region runs from base 1312 to 3840 and encodes 842 amino acids. NCBI's taxonomy places the organism in Eukaryota, Metazoa, Arthropoda, Insecta, Diptera, Culicidae.